Messenger RNA from Entamoeba invadens IP1, 168 nucleotides. RefSeq names its product cysteine proteinase, putative. Lineage: Eukaryota; Evosea; Mastigamoebida; Endamoebidae. The transcript has a single exon. The record is from RefSeq and is a predicted model, not a curated record. The annotation marks the transcript as partial.
AUGUUCUGUUUGCUCAUUGCGAUAGCAGCUGCUGCUGAUUUCAAUGCUUGGAAAUUGGCCAACAAGAAGCAUUUCUCACUUGCUGAGAAUUUGAGAAGACGUGCCAUUUUCAACAAGAAUGCCAAAUUUGUUGAAGCAUUCAACAAACAACACAGCUUCGAGUGUCAG